Molecule: messenger RNA, 351 nt
Organism: Dovyalis caffra
Lineage: Eukaryota; Viridiplantae; Streptophyta; Magnoliopsida; Malpighiales; Salicaceae
Source: the annotation of a GenBank genome assembly
AUGCCUGCAGAAAGAGCUCCUGUGAAGAGAUACCUCUUGCCAAGGAAGAAAAUAACCAACAGUCUCAGUCCUUGCGAUGUUGUUGUUUGUACACUGUUGAAAUUUGAUAAAGAGCAGACUGAGCAGAUCCCAUGUGACAAAUACUCAAAGAAUGUGCAGUCAAAACCUUUCCUCUGGAAGGGUAGUGGCAUAGGUCCUGCUUCUGGAGUUACCAUAGCCAAACUGAAAGCUACGGUGGCAUCUGAGACUUUGAAAAAUGAAGAAUUUGAAGAAUCACUGAGGCAGAUGACUCAGUUGAUGAAACAAAUCAAGAAGAAGACGAGGAGGUUGAAACAGCAGCGGCUGAAUUGA